Molecule: messenger RNA, 2544 nt
Organism: Triticum urartu
Lineage: Eukaryota; Viridiplantae; Streptophyta; Magnoliopsida; Poales; Poaceae
Source: RefSeq, a predicted model, not a curated record
CUCCGUCAUGAAGGGGGGACUUGAGCUUUGAGCCUGUCCAUGGCCAUAUGAGCUGGGCUCGGAUGUGCAAAUACCUUUUUUUUCUUUUUCACAACAAGGAUUUUGUUAUGGCUUUUGCAAUAGCCGUGGUGUUGCAAACAACGGUGGCAAAUGACAAUGGUGCUCAACAACAACAUCAUAGAUGAGUCAAUGGCGGUUAUUUUUUUUAACAUCACCUUUGUUGUAAAAAAAAUUCUGCAACAUCAUCAGCUAUGUUGCAAUGUGUUGAAGAGGCGAUGAUGUUUUUAUAACAUAAUCUCUGUUGCAAAGGUUUCUUUAACAUCACCUAUAUUGUGAAAUUUUCCACAAAAUCACUUUCAUCGCGAUUGUAAAAGACACUUGACCGCUUGAUGACGUCAGAUCCGACGGCUGGCGACCAGGCCACCGACGGACGUGCACGCCCUUGUUUUUUUGCAUGUGUUUUCGGACUGUAGCGAACCGGACCCGAGCUGGUCCUGGUCCGCGCCCAGCCACGACCGGACCGCACCGCACGGACGAGCCCCGCCAUGCUCCGCAUCCGGCAGCCGCGCGAGAACAAGGGCGCCGCCGCUCGACCCCAACGAUCCCGAGGAGGGCCUCUAGCGGCCACAGCCAGCCAGCGCGGCGGCCACCACGGGCCGUAUGACGCGAGGCACCAGCCGGCGGGGUCCCGGGCUCGGUCCGCCUCUCCUCCUCAAUCUCCUCGCCGGCGACACGCUCAACAGGGCACCUUCGUGCUCCUCUCGGGCCCCGCUGCGGUUGACUCCUCCGUCCUCUCCUUCCCCUCCCUCCCUCCCCACGUCGUGCGCGCCGCGCUGCAAGCUCUGGGUAACACGAGGCGACCAGGGGCCCGCCGCCGCGCGCCGCUGCCAUCACGACGGGCACAAUCUCCCGCGGCCAGAGCAAGCGAGAGGCGUCAGGAGGCCGGAAUGGAGUCGAAGUCGUCGGCGGCGGCAGGGCCCGCCCCGGACGGCCUCUCGCUGGACUCGAUCGAGUAGUAUUAAAGGGGGGAGGGGGAAUGUCGCGGAGGGGAAGACAAACGUGCUGCAGGGGAGGUACCAGGUGGGGCGGGUGCUGGGACUCGUCCGCGGCGGCGGUCUUCGCCCGGAUCUCCGCACCGGCCGCCUCCAGUUGGGGGCCUUCAUCGUGCUCUGCGGCCUCACCCACCUGCUCGCCGCCUUCACCUACGAACCCCACCCUUUCGUGCUCGUCCUGCUGCUCACCGUCGCGAAGUGCCUCACCGCCAUCACGCUGCUCAGGCUCAUCCCGCAGCAGCGCAGCUGCUCCGCGUCAAGGGCCGCGAGAGCCUGCUCUAGAGCAAGGCCCACAAGCUCGAGAUCAUGAAGCAGCAGGAGGAGGCGAGCUGGCAUGUCCGGAUGCUCACCCAGGCAAGAAUUUGUGAAUUACGAGUUGAGGAGUCACGAGUUGGAGCCGAGGUUGAGACUCGUAGACUGACGGCGACUAGUCUACACUACUGCUUGACUGUCGACUGGUAAUGUAAGUACUCAACUUACAAUAUUCAACUACUAAUUUUAUAUGAAAUCUGCGAUACUUAUUUUGGGACGGGCAGUAUGGUGUACAAUAUUUUUAUAAAAUAAAUUGAAUCGAUCCUGGGGAGAAGCACAACAGUAGAGAAUAGUAAGGGAAGGAGCACAACGGCUGCUGGCAAUAUGAUGUUACCAUGUUGUCUAUAGCCAAGCUUAUAGCCAGCAAGUACAAUAAUUAGAUGUAUAUAAGUACUAUUUUUUUCGUCUCAAAAAAUGUCUUAAUUUUGUACUAAUUUUAGUACAAAGGAAUACUUUAUUGAUACAUGGCCCAUCUUCCUCUCUCACAAAGUCUAACAUGUGCUGCAGCCGGCUGUUAGUUUGUAGCCCGCUUCUCUUCUCUUCCUUAUUCUAUUUGAAGUCUUACACCCUGCCUAUGUCACCUUAUUAUACCAAAGAUGCCUUGGACGUUGUUGUUUUCUGCUAUGCAUGUUGCUAUUGAAAGGCUAGACUACAGAGUGGUUCUGGUUACAUAAUGUUACAACAACCGAUUAAUUUCUUCAGUUGAAAUAUGAGGGGUCUGAACUGCCCGGAUCGAUGCACUACGGUCAACGCCACGAUUGCCUCGUUUUCCUGUCAUAUUGUAUGUCUCCAAGAGACAAAACUUGACAAUGUCGAUCAGUUCAUGGCAGCCUUUUUGGGUGGGCAGAGACUGCGCAGUUUCGCACAAAGACCGGCAAAUGGCACUAGGGGAGGCAUUUUACUGCUCUGGGACGAUGCUCUUGUUGAUGUGUCCAACAUCACCUUCACAGCUUACUGUCUCUCCGCCAUGGUCGGGGUGCGAGGGACCGACGUACUCUUCAAGAUCACCUCCAUCUAUGGCCCCACAGACCCCGCUUGCAAAGAAGCUUUCUUUGCUGAGCUCCUAAGCCAGAAACCGCCAUCUGGAUUGGCUUGGCUUGCCACAGGAGAUUUCAACCAGAUUUAUAGGGCAAGAGACAAAAAUAAGAGGAAUGUAAACCGCAGCAGAAUUAACCGUUUC